AUGGAUGCAAAGAGCGUGUCUCCGAUCGACGACCUCGACAUUUCGGAUCUCGCCCUGUCAAGCAAUGAUGGUCCCGAUCUUCCAGCUGCGCAAGAAGUAGCCGAAUCUGGUGUGGCUCCAACGCCCGAAGAUACAAGUCAAGAGUCUUCCGAAAGCGAGAAGCACGGGGCCAAGUCAGACGUUGUGGGCAGCGCAGAAGAUGAAACACAAGAAGAGCAGGUACUGCAUGGCCUACGGAGAGUCCAAGAUGUUGUCAACUCACCCUCCCUUGAUGCCGCAACUCCAAACCUGUCCGGCAAUGCGGAACAUGUGGACCGAACCUGCGCCGAUAGAGAGCCACAGAAGACAUUGAAGAACGAGUCGGAGGCAGAAGAACUCUCCCCACUGGACAGAUUUGUUGAGGCCGCUGAGAUCAUGGGUCCGCUGACGGGUGAAACGAUUUCGUUCUUGAACGACCUUCAAAACCUCAAACGGACCCUCGAAAAGAGUGCAAAGCUCUCGCAGCCGCUACGAUCGUUCCCAUUUCUGAAUGAGGAGACGCGGCGUGCAUUCCUCGCACACGAUAUGAGGCCAUACCAUACAGAUAUCCGACGGCUUGGCCAGAGAGCCCGACUUCUCCGCCAAGCGGGCGAUAGAUGUUCGGUGCUUUGCGAGAGCAUUUUAAGCCCCGAAGCUCGAAAGUCUGUGGACAUUGAUACGCUUGAUGAGUUUCUCGAGGUAGUUGAUCUGAGUGCUGUGUGGUCCGCGGUCAAUAGGCGAUUGGGCAUCGAAGUCGAAAACUUUGAGAUCUCUCUCAGAGAGUGGGAAGUGUAUGAGCAUUUUGUGGAAUGA
Molecule: messenger RNA, 831 nt
Organism: Fonsecaea multimorphosa CBS 102226
Lineage: Eukaryota; Fungi; Ascomycota; Eurotiomycetes; Chaetothyriales; Herpotrichiellaceae
Exons: 1
Coding region: 1-831 (276 amino acids)
Source: RefSeq, a predicted model, not a curated record